Molecule: messenger RNA, 1632 nt
Organism: Ostertagia ostertagi
Lineage: Eukaryota; Metazoa; Nematoda; Chromadorea; Rhabditida; Trichostrongylidae
Source: the annotation of a GenBank genome assembly
AUGAGGCUUGACAAACAAACGAGAAACGGACAAUCCCAAACCAGAACACUGAGUACCAGGCUAAAUAUAUUCUUUGCGAAAACAUUGAUUGUAUUCGCAUUUUUUUUCACCGGAAUUACCAAAGUUUCGGCUCAAAACCCUGUUGCCAACUUUUCAGCAAAUGUUACUUCGGGAUGCGCUCCUUUAACCGUCAGUUUUCUUGAUCUUUCAUCAGGCAGUCCCACUUCAUGGAAUUGGGAAUUUAGCAAUGGCACUUUAUCAAGUGUACAAAACCCGGUUGUCUCUUUCAGUCAGCCAGGCACCUAUUCGGUAAAAUUAGUGGUACAAAAUGCUAAUGGCAUCGGGCAGCUGGAAAGGAUCGACUAUAUCACUGUUUUUCCUUCUCCGUCGUUGAAUUUUACUGCAGACCUUACCUUAGGUUGCGUUCCGUCCACCGUACACUUUACCGAUCUGUCGACAUCACCCGGAGGAACGAUUACGGCCUGGGACUGGGAUUUUGGUGAUGGAGCAACAUCGAAUCAGCAAAAUCCUUCUCAUACUUAUACCAACAUCGGUUUUUAUGCAGUAACGUUAAGCGUGACAAGCUCAACAGGCUGCAAAGCGACCGCUACCCGCGCUAGUUACAUACGCAUUGUCGGAGGAAUAGAUACAGAUUUUGGAUACACUUUACCGUCAACCUGCCAGGGACCUUAUACUGUAAGUUUUCAAAAUCAGUCUGGCGGACCCGGCAACAUCAGUUAUACCUGGGAUUUCGGAAACAGCCAGACAUCCACCGCGCAAAACCCGGUGACGACUUAUCCCGGCCCGGGAACUUAUACUGUUCAGCUCAACGCACAAAGCGACCUGGGAUGCAGCGGAAGCAAACAGAAAACAAUAACGAUAACAAGUACUACCACCAACUUUACAGCCCCGCCCACUAUCAACAGCAAUCCGGCGAAUAUUGCCACCUACCAGUGGACAAUUGGUGGCACUGUACUCGGAGGAACCGGCCGCUCGGUGUCGCAUAGUUUAACGACAAACGGUACCUAUGAUGUAACACUAACAAUUACUGAUAACAAUGGCUGCAUCACGACCCGCACCCUGCCAAACUAUAUUUCUGUUGAUGGACCAUUGGCCAAUUUUAUUCCUUCAUCACCAGGUGCAUGUCUCAACAAGUCGGUUUCUUUUACGGAUCUUUCAACUUCAAAUGCAGCAAUCAACAACUGGCAUUUCGAUUUCGGCGAUGGUACACAACAGGAUUUUACGUCCGCUCCAUUCACCCAUACCUAUGGAUUAUUGGGUGGAUAUACCGUGUCGCUGACAGUAACCGAUGUUAAUGGAUGUUCAUCGGCUUAUUCGUUACCAACCGAUCUGCUCGUGACACAACCUAAAGCUGGGUUCAGAGCAGAUACCGUUUUCUGUCCCGGCCGACCACUCUCUUUCAUUGACAGCUCAUCAGGCGCCGGGCUUACCUACCUGUGGAACUUUGGUGAUGGUGGCAAUUCAACUCUUGCCAAUCCAACACAUAGCUUUCCGCUGGGAGAUGCCGACUACACGAUUAAAUUAAAGAUCAGGGAUGCUGAUCAUGCCAUGCAAUCAAAAUACCAGGAAACCAUCGCAGGCGCGAUGUAUGGGAUGAAAAUCGGCCCACAG